Syngnathoides biaculeatus (alligator pipefish) is the source of this 2456-nucleotide messenger RNA. RefSeq names its product transmembrane protein 243, mitochondrial b (gene tmem243b). The record is from RefSeq and is a predicted model, not a curated record. The transcript is spliced from 5 exons. Lineage: Eukaryota; Metazoa; Chordata; Actinopteri; Syngnathiformes; Syngnathidae. The coding region runs from base 646 to 1206 and encodes 186 amino acids.
GACGUUCUCUUCGUUUGGAUGUCUCGUUUCCAUGGAGAUUGAAAUGGUUUGUGUUUUGAUGAAUUGCUUGAUUUGACUGUUCAAUUCAAUGCAGUGAUUUCCCUUUGUUUUUUUAAUUGCAAUUUAUAUUUGUUCAUUUGGAGUCAGGAAUUUAUUCUUAUUUUUGUUGUUGAUUUGUGUUUUGGUGAGUCUCAUGUGGAAGAGAAGUUAAUUUUUUUUUAAUGUUGUUUCAAUGAACUCUGGAAGGAUUUGUUGAAUAUUUCCCGAAUGGCGUCUAGAUUGAAACGAUCCGUUCUUAUUUGCUACUUUAAAAUGGGAAUUCUUUGCUCAUUCGUUUUCCCCAAUUGAUUUUUCAUUUCCCAGUGAAGCGAAGGAUGAAUUUUCGACUUUGGUGUGUUGUCGGCUGACUGUUGUGGCCCCUCCCCUUUAACGGCUCGCACUGCAAGUCCUUCCCCUUUAAGUCCUCAUCGAUCCUGCCACUGUGUUUUUGUGGUUCUGUCAAGUUUACUUUCCGUCCGAGGUGACGCUCAGCUGGCCACACCCAAAUGUCCCAUCGAUCCCUCUACGACAUGGCAGGACGCUAGCAUGCGACACUGACACAGAGUGUCCAAGUGGUGGCGCUGCUGAUUGGCGCGCACGUGAGCCAUGGACGACUUCGGCAGCAGGACGUACGGCACCAGCGGCCUGGACAACAGACCUCUGUUCGGGGAGACGUCGGCACGGGAUCGCAUCAUUAACUUGGCAGUGGGAGGAUUUACGUCUCUCGUCGUGCUGGUGACCGUCAUCAGCUCGUUCGUGUUCCCCUCGCUGCCUCCGCGACCGCUCAACAUUUUCUUCGCCGUUUGUAUCCUGCUCGCCUGCGGAUCCGCUCUGCUGCUGGUAUGCUCGCAAAACCCUUCUUUGACUUUGGCCAAAAAUGAAUCGGGCUACUUUGCUGCAUCCCCCUCAGAUCUUCUGGUACCGCCAAGGCGACCUGGAGCCCAAAUUCCGCAACCUGAUCUACUACAAGCUGGCGUCCAUCGUGUUGCUGUGUUUGUGCGCCAACCUCUACUUCCACGACGUCAGGUGAGCCGGCGCCGGACGGAUGGGACUGGACCGGCCCGGACACGUUUACUCGCGCUGGGAAAGGGAGACUUGAAGGCACUUCCUGUCCCGCAGCUGUUUGCCGUUUGUCUGAUGAGCCUCACAAACGACACAAUGACGUGAACCCUCGACUUUGUGGCUGUUUUGGACUUGCUGUUACCACGGCGACGCCGGCCAGAAUCGGAGGGGCCAACGCAGUACGGGAAGCCGUUUGAGCAUUUAGCCCAGAUUCGGUGCUAGUACACUGUUUUGUUUGGUUUUUUUUUUCCCCCAUCACUAGUAAGACGUUUUAGCAGCCCAGUAGAACAACAGUCUUGGGAAUAAAAUACAAUUUUUAAAAAAAUCCGCUACUAGUGGCACUUUUGUCCUGCUAGUAUGCAUUGAAACAUUACGAGUAAACUGAAGUGCUGCAACACAAACACAAUUCACGUUACACACUAGUAGCACAAAAAUGUCUACUUGAUAGUUUUGCCUCACAAGUAACAUGUAGAUGUGUUGUUUUACUAUUAUGCCAAAGUUGACUAAGAAAUGUCCUAGAGUAGCGGGGGAAAAAGCUUGACGCAAGACUGUCAUUCUACUAGUGCGCUAGCUUUGUCUUACUAGUGAGGCUUUUAAUGAUGAUGAAGGCUUUACUAUGGGAGUAGGCUCUUUGUCCUCACUAGUAGGAAAACUACUGUGCAUAUUACCAGUGAGGCAGUAGUUGACAAGAGUGACUAGUGACCUAAAAUUCAAUGAGUUUACAUUUGGCACAUUACUACUUGUGCUAGUAGUGCGCAGAUGUCCACCAGUACAUCGUUUCAUCUUGCUAGUAGCACGCAGUUAGCUGACACGUACGGCAAAGGUGGUCCUACUAUUGGAGCUUCCAGGAAUGUCAUCCAGUAGUGGAUAAACUAUUGCAAGACAAUCAUUGUACUAGUGAGACCAAAGAGCGUACUAGUACACGGAUGUCAAGGAUAAAUAAAUGCUGAAAAGGUUUUCCCGCGGCGCAGAGCCUGCCCGAGUCGAAGACAAUUAUGCAACUUUUAUUUCCUUCUAUGCCAAAUGUCAACUCUUUCCACACGUUCCAGGUAGCUUAGCAGAAUGACUGACGCGUUGGCGAGCGCCAGUGAAACGUACGCUGAGCCCCGAGAUGUUUUGUUGAGAGGGAUGAAGGAAAACGCGCCGCAAGCCGCAAGCCGAAGCGCUUCCACCUCCGACUUAACACUCGUUGUUGCGACCAAAAACACCACAGAGGAGUUUCUUUUUUUUUUUACAUUUGACACUUUUAGCGAGCCCGAAGAGUACAAAGCUCAGCACGACUUUUGGAGUGUUCAAGCCACGUUUUUGUUUUGUUUUUAUUUAAUAUUUGACGGAAUAAAUACAAGUAAACUGAA